This is a messenger RNA of Aspergillus fumigatus Af293, 1077 nucleotides long. RefSeq lists its product as uncharacterized. The coding region runs from base 1 to 1077 and encodes 358 amino acids. Lineage: Eukaryota; Fungi; Ascomycota; Eurotiomycetes; Eurotiales; Aspergillaceae. The transcript has a single exon. The record is from RefSeq and is a predicted model, not a curated record.
AUGUCAGAACGCAUCAUACAGCCGCAUGAGAUUCGCCAAGGACACGACUCUGAGCAGUUGAAUCAGGUCUCGUCUCCAGGGCAGGCUCAGUCUAGACUGGAAUGCCUCCCCGUGGAGCUCCUCCAGAAGAUCUUCCUAUACAGUCUUGAGUUCAGUCUUCCGAGAGCGUCAAUUUACCUCGCUAGGGCUCUAUCAAAUCCGACGCUCUAUACCUGGCUCAUUCGCCUAUCCUUCAGUAGCUCCAAUGAGAGCUCCAAGAAUGGCUUUUUUACAACGGAGUUCCUCCCUCCGCCACUAGACUUCUUCGCGCUAUCCACAGAAGAACGAAGCGAUCUUCAAAGCGCAAUUCUCGCAUGUCGCUGGUGCACACUAGAGCUUAUGCGCAAAUGCCAGAGAGAAUAUAUCGAACACGCGGUCCGUCUCAAGUGUCACGGCCUAGUGUUUGCCCCUGAAGACCGCGACAGCAUCGCCAAGAUCGGGGAGCACUUCCACGACCUCAGCCGCUACGAUCAGGGCCACCGAGGUCGCCUAGGAAAAGGCGACCUAGUUUUCAGGGCGCAAGAUCCAGAAACCAAUGCGGAGUACAGAAUCGCAGUGUGGUUCAAUUUUGGCGCCUUUCAGAUUCGCAGACCGAAUCCGUUUCAUACAGAGCUCGAUCUCUUUCGGCUGCCCUGUUGUGCGGGCGAUACUCCCGCACGCAUGCCAAGCAAAUUGCUUUGUAGUCCAUGGACGGAGGCGAAGUUAGAGUUCCUUAAAUUGCUUUGUACGGAGGUAUACAUCGAUGACGACGAGGAGUUUGAGCGUUCUGGGCGCCUGCUUCGCCAGGUAAUCCGGAGCCGCGAUUACGGUACUUUCAAGGUCCUGGUGGAACUCUUCAUUCGGAUCCGGAUAUAUAAGUAUCCCCGCCGCUGGCCUAUACAACGGUCUCAUUUCAAGGCAGCUUUGAAGUACGCGGACUCUCCAAACGAUCCGUUUCUGAACUUUCUGAUUCGGGAACGAUGGGACGAUUUACCUUCAUCUGAUACAAAGCUCAAGGUUGAGGUGCUAGCGAAAGGAGGACUAUGUUCUCCGGCAUGA